This is a messenger RNA of Trichoplax adhaerens, 4692 nucleotides long. RefSeq lists its product as uncharacterized. The coding region runs from base 1 to 4692 and encodes 1563 amino acids. The transcript has 10 exons. The record is from RefSeq and is a predicted model, not a curated record. NCBI's taxonomy places the organism in Eukaryota, Metazoa, Placozoa, Uniplacotomia, Trichoplacea, Trichoplacidae.
AUGUCUUGCUGUUUAAUUUUAAUACGCCGAAUUGUACAACCUUCAAAAUAUCCCCAUUUGCCUCCUCCUAUAUUGUGGACAUCCGGUAGCAUGUUUUCGUCUGUAUCACAAGGUUAUGCAUCGUGGAAUGAUUUUCAUCGUCAAGAUCCUCGAUUUACGGAUCAAAUUCGAGACGAUGUCUUACAUCCGCGAGAUUCACACUCAUACUUUUAUCCAUCUAAAAGUAUCCGAAGGUCAAGACCAUUAGGAAAAAUCACUAAAGCAAGGAAGGCAUCUAUGCACCUGCCUAAGACAUUUAUGACCAAGAAAGGAGCUCUAUAUUUAUUUUCAUCGGAUAUUUCGCCACCACCACCGCAUACCAGAUAUUAUGAAGGUCAAUUUCGUAGAGUCCCCGGAUUUCACGAUGUUGAACCCGUUGGAAUUAAAACUACCGGCGAAUUGCAACGUUCCAUUUUCGAUUUUAGUAAGCAAAGGCAAAAAGGUCACUAUCACUCACACUACCAUCAACAUGAAGAUCCCUAUAAACAUCAAUAUGUCUACGACCCGAACCAAUCUAUGGUAAGCGAAAAUUGGUGUCCUAAUUACAAUAUUGAAAACAGGCACAAAUGGAGCAAUUAUGCUAAGAAUACCAAGCCCAGACCACCCGUUUAUGGUAACUUUUGGUCCAUGAAUCAUUUUAAACCCCAAUUUCCCCAUCCAGAACAGCAGAAAAAAGCAACACCUACCGACAAACCAUCAGCUGCUCGACAUGACCGACUAUCUUAUCAUAAUCUGUCUUACGGAGCAGUUGAUAAUCAGCAAGAAAUUGAUGUUAUACGCCAACAAAUUUGGUCUAAAUUUAAAGCACUACCUAAAAUCAAUCGACUAAGGCAUUCACGGGUAGCUAGCAAAGCUAGUAGUGGUGAAGAUCCUGCUGUAGCUGCUUAUAGUCAUGCAUGCGUUCUCGACACCGAUGAUGGUCGCGAUGAAAUAGUAUCUCCAUGGAAACCGACACCUCCAAGUCGACGUAAACAACGUACCCAACAAGAAGUAGAAGAUGAAGAUAGCGAAGAUGAAUUUCAAGUUGCUUUACAACGAGUCCAACCGCCGAAAAUUGUUUAUCAGCAAUUGAAUCGCUCGGACAAGGAAAAACUCAUCAGUAAAUUAAUUAUUCAUGCUCAUUUAACUAGAGGAACAUCUGGUAAUCAAGAUGUUUCCAUUGUCAGCGCAAGUACACGAGGCUCCAAUUCCCCCGUUAAUCAAGAUGUCACUGCUUUAGUUCCACCCCAUCCUCGCAGUCAUGAUAGUGAAUCCAUCGAUUCAGGGUUUACUGCUCAAUUACCUAGUAAAGAAUCCAAAUAUCCCUAUGCGAUGAAUAAUGCUCGACGUGUAGAAUCAUACAACUACGAGAGCUCAGAAGGAACGCAAUUUGAUACCGAUCGAUUAAAUGUGUCAUUGAAUAGCAGUGAUGGUGAGAAUCAUAAUCCUGCUGUUAUUAAUAUCCAAUCCUUAUUUCAAGAUGAUGGAUCCUUUCCUGGACAAUCAUUGCCUUUUAAUUCAACAGAAGGACAUCAUGCCACGAUGGGGACAGCAAGUCCAAAGAAAAUACAACAAAUUGGUUAUAAUCGUCUGCAGCUAUUCGAUAAUGAAUUUGAUAGUCUAAGUGGCCAACAAGAUGAUGAGAGCUUGCAGUCAUGGCGUACUGGCAGGCCUGCCUAUCCGGAAGAUGAGCCAGAAAAUCGAAUCAGAAUGAAAAAACAACCCACACUUGUACAGAACAAGGAUAAUAUCGAAGCUGGAGUUAAGCAUUCCUUACUUGAAGAUAAGCAUUAUCAUCAAAAACGGCAUGGAAUUAACCCAACCAAUUUAAGUGAAUAUCCUAGAAUUGGUUGGAAGCGAUCUAACAAACCAAGCAAUAGUAUUACUACUGACUAUGCUGCCAAAGAUACCGAUGGCACUAGCACCAUUAAUGGUCAUAACUAUUCCGUAUCAUCGGGUAAAAGGAAAAUUAUUAUCCCAAAUCGUAUUACAUUCGGUGCUGAACACAAUUUUGAUAUAUUUGAUGAAGUUGAUGAAGAUGAUGAUUCAAGCAAUAUUAGUAUCCAUAGCGAUGGAUUGCCUAAAACAGGUGGCAUGUCAGCAAGACCAGUUGUUUAUGAUCGUCCUCAAAGUGCUCCACAAAGUAGUCCCUUACUCAAAGCACGCUUAGAAAGCCGAGCUAGCGUUCAUGGAGGUGGAAGAUCACCUUAUAGCCGAGCUUUAAGACCAGCUAGUGCAAAAGCAUCAAUUACUAGUCAUGAUAGUGGUCAUGACAGCAUAGCUGCAAUGUAUAAUGAUAAGGCACAGCAAAGGUUAGAAGAUGGUAAAUAUCUACCUCGCCUGAAUGAAUGGCUAGAUACUGAAGAAGAUUUUACCAACGUACAAGAUGUCUUGCGGAAACUGAAGGAUGAAAGCCAAUCAACAGUAGUAGAACAAAGCAAAAAAUUGUCUAGAGCUAUCAGUCGAGGAGCUAGUGCAGCCACGUCCAUGCAAGAUUGGCAAUCGGUUCAAAAUAAAUUAAGUGAUGCAGUGAUUAUUUCAUCAUUGCAAUCACGCACUCCAAGGAGAGGUUCUACUGCGGAAGGUGUUCUCCCUCCGAUCUUAGUUAACCAAAAUGUCGAAUUAGAGGAAGACCACCAACAAAAUUGGGCUGGCGAUGACCUGGAAAACUCAUCAUUAAUUAAUCUACCAGAUCAGUCUGGUCAUGUUCAGAAUACAAAAUCCGCUUUUAAUGUCUUGGGGCGUGUGGCAUCCAGAGUUGCCCAAAGUGUCUUCGAUAAUGAUGAUGCUGGAGCGAGUAUUAUAUCGGAUUUACAAGCUGCCUCCGUUUUAUGGGUUAAUAAAGCGGCGGAAAUAGGAUCUUAUAUUGGAGGUGCUAGCUCAUUCGGAAAGGGUAGCAUCGCAAAUCAUAAAGAUUUAGACAACUUUGAAACAGAAUCUAAGCUAGCUGAAAAUCAGCUGUUUGUAUCCGCUACAGAAACAGAAUUUACUCAACGGUUGCAAGCAAUUGCAGCUGAAAUGGUAAAAGAUGAUGCCCUCUCUACGCAAGAAGAAGAAGAAAUUACAGAAUUAGCUGCAGAGAAAAUAGUUCGACUUCCAAGUGCUGCAACUCGUCAUAGUAAAGAUGAUCUUGAUUUGGAGAAAACUAAAAUCAGCGAAGAUCUAUUGGAAUGGCAACAUUCUACCGAUGAUGAGAAUGCAAGUAAAGCAGCUAUACUAGCUGAAAGAGCAUCAAUAGGUAACAGUGCUAAUCAAGCUUUAGGUAAAGCAAUAUCUAUCCCAAGCCAGCAAUCGGAAAUUGAAUUACAGCCCGACGUGAGCCAUUUCGGUGACGAUGAGACAGUUCAAGAGGAAGAAAUCGAGGCUGAUGUUGAUGAUCCCUUUCAUGAAGUCGAUCAGUUAUUAAGCCCUGAUCAUGUUCAUGAGGCUAUUCCAAUCCCUGAGGUUAAAUUAACAGCCAGGGAAAAGGAAAGAUUAGUCAUCGAAUCAUCCAUGGCACGCUUAAAGCAAUUUCUACCUCAAGAAAUGAAAAAGAUAGCCAAAGCCAAAUCACCUAAGAAACAAGUAGCAGCGACUUUUGCAGCACCACGUGAUCGUAAAGUUCUUCGCAAACCCAGCAUGAGCGAUAUAUUAGGUAAUAAACGAUCUAAGUUAAAGAAGAAACCGAAGAAAAAAGCAAAAGUAAGGAGUCAUAGCUUAGUGAGCGAGUCCGAAGUAGAAGUUAUUCCUGAAGAAACAGAAGAAAUAGUGCUUGAAGAUGAUGAACUAGAUGAAGAACUCGAUAUGGUGCCCGAAUUACCAGCUGAUGAAGGUGGAGAAAGCAAAAUACCUAGGAAAAGUAGUCAGUUAUCCGAUGAAGAAAGCGAUGGUGAAUACAUUGUUAAAUUGUCAGCUGCUGAAAGGAGAAGAUUAGCUGCUGAAGAAAAAAGACAACGUGUUCUACAGAGAAGAUUAGAAAGGCAAGAAAUGAAGAAGCGAGAAGCUGAAGAGGCACAACGAAUUGAAGUAUUAAAGCGUAAAGCUGAGGAAGAAAUGAGAAGGAAGCAAGAAGAAUAUGAAAGAGCUAAGCGAGAACAAGAAGAACGAUUAAAGCAGGAAGAAGAAGAGCGUUAUAUUCGAAUUCGUGAAGAAGAGGAACGACAAGAUCGUGAAAAGCGAUUAAUGGAAGAAGCAAGAAAUAGAGAAGCAGAAUUACGCGAAAAAUUAAAACAAGAAGAAGAAGAACGGUUAGCAGCAUUACGUCGAGCUAAAGAAGCCGAAGCAAAACGACGAGCCAUGGAAGAAGAAAAACUCCGAUUAAUGGAAGAAGCUGAACGACAAGCAAUACUAGAACUGAAACGAAAAGAAGAAGAGGAAAGAUUGCGUCUACUUGCUGAGAAAGAACGUUUGGAUAAAAUUCGUCAUGAACGAGAAGAAAAUGAGCGACGAAAUUUAGAAAAGAAAAUGAUGCAAUUAAAGCUUAAAGCAUUACAACGCCAUUUCAUGCAAUUAGGAAUUAAUAAAGAUCAUAAUGGAAUCAAGAAAUUUUCCAACAUCACGCGAUCAUUUGUCUUUUCCUACUUUGAUUUAUUACCUGAAAUGGUACGACGUGAUGCUGCAAGAUUAAAUGGGAAAAAGCCCGAACGGGAGCUUAUAGCAAGCGUAGAAAAAAUGUUAGAAUUAGAAGAUGUUUAA